AUGGAGGAAAACCCAGAGCUCAACGCCUUUAGACGGCAGUGGCGCGAAGAAGUAACUCGACGAAAUCAGACUGCUGCUCCGACGAGACAAGUACAACCUGCUCCCAGCCAGAAUAUACCCCCAAGUGCUGGGUCACAUCUAGACCAUCUUCCGCCAACCAAACACGAGGCCGCUGAUCGCAAAGAUGAUGAUGUUGAAGAGGAAGAUUUGGGCCGAGACUACGGGGAAUUUGUGCAUCGUACAGAGGCCUUGACUUUGAGGUCAGCUGAUGAUGAUGGCUUUCAGCGCGUGGCGCAGAAGGAGCCCCGGUCGGCGCUGGAACAUUUUGAGAAGGCUGUAGAGAAGGAAGCCCAGGGCAGUUUGGGAGAUAGUCUAGCUCACUAUCGCAAGGCUUACAGGUUGGAUGCGGCAAUUGAUCAGAAAUAUCGCAAGAAGCACUUCUCUGGUAAAUCGGCGCCCAGCCAGCCCACCGCAACUCCAACAACUGAAACAGCCAAGCCGACAAAAGAACAGACGAAAGAUGUCGAGAUUUUACCAACUCCGGAACUGAUCAUGUCCUUUGCAAAUCUGCCAAUCCCACAAGCCGAACCUUUCAUCGAAGGCGMCCCUCCCCCGCCAUGUCCCAUUGCAAAGAUCCCAAAUGAGAUUUUGACAGAAAUUCUUGAACAUGUUGCUUAUAUGGAUCCGGCAUCAUUUGGCCGCAUGUCUCUGGUAUGCAAACGCUUUGCCUAUCACUUUGCGCAUGAACACCAAAUUUGGAAGAGGCUCUGCCAAGGAAGCGAAUUUGGAUUCGGAAGCAUGCACUACUCAUUUAAUUGCGAUGUACUCGGCGACAUUUACCACUCUUUCACCCCUAAAUAUACACCAUUUCCGUCCGGGGUAGCAGUGCCAAUCCCGGAACCUCUUUCUUCCUGGAGUCAAGUGUUUCAGACAUUCCCCCGAAUCAGAUUCACCGGUAUAUAUAUUAGUACGAUAAAUUAUACACGACCUGGAGGAGCAUAUUCCUACGCCAAUGCAGCAUGGACUGAUCCCAUACAUAUUGUGACCUACUACCGGUACUUGCGUUUCUAUCCAGACGGGACCACGAUUUUUCUCACCACCACGACUGAACCUCUUGACGUUGUUCCUUAUAUCAGCAAGGAAAACGUCGCUGCUGCUGUACACAACCGUCAUCCGAGCAAGAAGAAAUCGGAUAUAAUAUCGCACGAAGCUUCGACUAGCGGAGCGCCAGUUCCCAAUGUUGCUAUGCAAGCUCUCAAGUACGCUUUACGAGGUCGCUGGCAUCUCACACGACCUACUAGCGAAGAACCUCACAAUACCGAAAUAGGGGAUCGUCUUCAUUCACCGCUUUCCACAGAGAAUGAAGGCAUGGGAACCGAUCCGCGCGAUCUCAUCAUCGAAACCGAAGGCGUCGAUCCCAAGUACACGUAUGUUCUGCAUUUAGGGCUGCGGUCAAUCAACCCACCCCGCGCUGCAGGCGCGAUCAAGGCGCCACCGAAUGUUUCGAAGAAUACGAAACUUGUUUGGAAAGGAUUCUGGAGCUAUAACAAGCUCACUGAUGACUGGGGCGUGUUUGGGCUGCGGAAUGGUCGAUCUUUUGCAUUCAGACGUGUUCGAGGUUGGGGGCUUUAG
Messenger RNA from Talaromyces amestolkiae, 1632 nucleotides. RefSeq lists its product as uncharacterized. The coding region runs from base 1 to 1632 and encodes 543 amino acids. Gene Ontology annotation, cellular component: SCF ubiquitin ligase complex. Gene Ontology annotation, molecular function: protein binding. Lineage: Eukaryota; Fungi; Ascomycota; Eurotiomycetes; Eurotiales; Trichocomaceae. The record is from RefSeq and is a predicted model, not a curated record. The transcript has 2 exons. Gene Ontology annotation, biological process: SCF-dependent proteasomal ubiquitin-dependent protein catabolic process.